This is a messenger RNA of Budorcas taxicolor (takin), 2738 nucleotides long. It is a transcript of the gene VCF1, whose product is annotated as family with sequence similarity 104 member A. Lineage: Eukaryota; Metazoa; Chordata; Mammalia; Artiodactyla; Bovidae. The record is from RefSeq and is a predicted model, not a curated record. Bases 29 to 586 code for a protein of 185 amino acids. The transcript is spliced from 3 exons.
GGGAGGGCGGUACCACGGCGGCGGCGACAUGGGGGGGCGCGGAGCAGACGCCGGAAGUAGCGGAGGGACGGGUCCCCCCGAGGGGUACUCAGCGCAGGCCGCCUCCGCCAGAGCCGCGGCCAGAGCCAAGGCCCGAGGGGGCGGGCGUGGCGGCCGCCGGAACACGACCCCCUCGGUUCCCUCUCCUCGCGGAGCGGCGCCGCGUCGCUCGUCUCCAUCUGCUGCCAUGAGCGAGCGCCUCCGCCCCAGGAAAAGGAGAAGGAAUGGCAGUGAAGAAGACCACCAUCUCCCCCCACAGACCAAAAGGAGCAGUAGAAAUCCUGUCUUUCACGAUUCUUGGGACACAGAGUCUUCAAGCAGUGACAGCGGCGGCAGCAGCAGCAGCAGCAGCAGCAUCAACAGCCCCGACAGGGCCAGCGGGCCGGAGAGCAGCUUGCACCACCUCGCCGCCGGGUCCGGCCCCCACACCCCACAGCCCGCGCCCGAGCCGUCUGCACUGUGCCAAGGCCCCUACUUCCACAUCAACCAGACCCUGAAGGAGGCCCACUUCCACAGCCUGCAGCACCGGGGACGGCCUCCCUCGUGACGCGCCGGCAGACUCCUGCCUUCUGUGAAGGGACAGUGCUGUGCAGAUUUGAUAUUUCAAGUUAACGAUGUUUUAAAAAAAAUUGCACAAAAAAUGCCUGUUGGCUUUUCAGUCUAUAUUUGAGAUAAUAGGUUAACAGGCUGUUGUUUACUUGUGGUUUGCUGCACUAUUGCGAUUUCCAAGGGGCUUUGAAGCAGUUUUUAUAGGAUUCUUCUAAGGGUGGGUCUCAAGGGAGCCACAGGAGGACACACCAUCCGUGUGUUGAACCCAUAGUCUGUCCAGUUUAGACUGCUUUCCAGGUCUGUCAGUUAGAAAUUCUACUUUAUGUAAAAAGGCCUUUUAAAACUGCAGGAUCUUCAAUUUUUUAAAUAAACUAGUAAAGAGGAUCUACUUUCCAUGGGAAAAAAAAAGAUUUUUUUUCCAGAACAUAGAGAGCUGGACCAGUCUUGCACUGAAGCGACUGCCAUGCUACCUCUUCGCACGUGGACGUCCUGUUGAAAGUGCGGUCCUCUGGGACAGGACGGUCAGACCCUGGAUAGACUGUGAGUGAGUCAGCUCCCUUCCCAUAGCUGUCUUUUCUCUGCUAUAUAUUUGUAUUUCCAGAGAGAAGGGGCUUUCUGAUUCAUGGACCCCAGAUACCUUGUUAACUGUUGUUCCUCCAGAGCUUGCAUCUCAGACUUAGGAAACACUGCUCAGCUUGGACAGUUACAGAACACGUAAGUGACUUCCGGUCUCAGGCACCACCUUGUCCCCCAACAGCUGGUGUGAGCUCCCUGGUUAAUUCCGCCUUGCGGUGUGAGAAGGCACCAGUGAAGGCUGAUGCAGUCUAAGCUAUAGGAACUGAGGUCUGGAGUCACGAGUGCUGUGAACUCUGGGGCACGGACUUCAUUGGCUCUACGCUUAAAGUCAUCCCCGCCCCAAUAGGAACGAGGGGGCCACAUCCCACCGUGGCCACCACAGAGACUGGUGUGGCUCAGAAACAAAGGGGCAGAGUCACUUCUAGGAGAAAUAACGCAGGAGUAUUUAUUUAGACAGACGAAGCGUCCUCGUCACUUGGUCAUGCUGGAAAGCCACCCAAGUUUGAACAGCGAGGGUGCGGCCGAGUCUUCCUCGUCAGCGACCAGCUGCCUGAACAGGGAACCGGCCUGCCUGGGGUCGUCUGCUCGGGAGAGCGCCGGGGGCGCCACCUGCCGCUGUAUGGAGAGGAAAGUGCCUUAAUGUCACCUGGACCUCCAGCCGCCCGCCCCCGACUCCGCUCAGGGGUCCACGCGGCGUGCACACGGCGGGUAUGAGCAGCACGGCCAGUUCCUGGAGGGCACUGCUUAGUCCAGAUGGGAAAGGACACGCGGCAGACUGAGGGGCUGUGGCAGGACAACCAACACCGGGAGCGAGGACUGGAGGAAGGGGAGCGUGUGCCUCCUCCCCGUGGUGUGUUCCCCUUGGGGACAAAGCUGAACAGUCAGCUACUGGAAGGAAAGUGGACAGCUGUGGGGAAAGCUAAGAGCACAGGUCUGGGCUCAGGAGCGGGAGGCUUGUGCACAAACCUUUGUUUCCCCCCUUUACUCCCAUCUCCAAGUUUUAAAACCCGGUGUUGAUUGAGGAUUUUGGACCUGACUGGGUUUGAUGGCAGGGAAUAUGGAAAGGAGACAUUGCGAGUAUUUUUAUCUAACCAGAGAGCAAACGAGGACUACAUGCUGGAAGGAGGGGAGCUGUGUGAGCUCUCAGACACACUUCUACACAACACACUUCAGAGACCCCUGGAGGACUCCCGCAGCUAUCCUAGCAGAUGGCAGCCUGCUGAGACAAAACGUCUAUCAAUAAGAACAGGUGAAACUUGAGGAGGCAGACUCCCUACCCGCCUAAGAGAAAUGAGAGACGAAACCAUCGCUGAAACAGAGCCUUUUUUUUUUUUCCCAAAUAAGUACAGUCGUAGUGCUGGGUUAGCAGUUAACUCUUCUACCCUCUUAAUCUUAAUCACAAGCUGUAAUCCCGGUCCGUCCUGCACAUCUUCUACAGCCGUGGCAGCCUGAGUCACUUCUACUGUGAGGCUACUUGAUAGUGUCAGUGGGCAUCUUUUAAAACCUCUUAGCUCAAGCUAGUAACAUCGUGUACUUCCUUAUUGCGCCGCCAUUAAAAGCAGCAUUAGUGCACC